Messenger RNA from Chelonoidis abingdonii (Abingdon island giant tortoise), 10543 nucleotides. RefSeq names its product LPS responsive beige-like anchor protein (gene LRBA). NCBI's taxonomy places the organism in Eukaryota, Metazoa, Chordata, Testudines, Testudinidae. The record is from RefSeq and is a predicted model, not a curated record. Gene Ontology annotation, cellular component: membrane; cytosol. Gene Ontology annotation, molecular function: protein kinase binding. Gene Ontology annotation, biological process: intracellular protein localization.
UCUCCCGGGGCUCAGUGCUGUCAUGGCGGCAGAGAGCAGCCGUGUUUGCAGCCGAGGCAGGAAGACAUGGGGCUAAUUGAGACCGCGGGGUGAGGAAGCGGCAGCUGAAACUUUCGGCUCCUUCCCGCUCUAGGAGCGGCGGGUACUUCUCCGCCAGGGGGGCUAGCGACGAAAGGGCUCGCGAGUGGGGCAGCAAAGCAGCCCACUCCCCGCCCCUCAGCCGGGCAUUAAAGCACCCCCCCCCCCAGCCGCGCGGCACACGAGACGCGAGGAGGAGAAUUGGGGCUUUACGUACCUGCCUCGGUGCAGUGGGGCAGCUGACCCAACCCUGCUGUGGAGGAAAAGCCAAGCUUGGGCGAGCUUUCUCCACACCCCGUGUACUUGGGGUGUUUCGCAAGUUGGACCUGAAGAGAGAGUGAGCAAGAGACCCCUUUCCCUGCCACUGAAAUCGCUUCUCAUUGGCUGUGGCGGCUGUGCCUCUGGCAUUUCAGCUAGUGGUAAUCUGAAUUGAACUAGCUAUGGCUAGCGAAGGCAAACAGGUUCUUCAGCCAACAGGUGAUGGUGGAGGAGGUGGAGGGAAAGGAGGAAGUGCUGCUGAAGUGGGGAGUAGCCUGCAGCCCUUGAACCCAGGAAUCCCUAUCCGAGGCAUCAGGAUGAAAUUUGCAGUGCUGACGGGACUGGUGGAAGUUGGCGAAGUGUCCAAUAGGGAUAUUGUAGAAACUGUAUUCAACUUGCUUGUAGGGGGACAUUUUGAUCUGGAAAUGAACUUUAUUAUCCAAGAAGGAGAGAGUAUCAUCUGCAUGGUAGACUUGUUGGAUAGAUGUGACAUCACUUGCCAGGCUGAGGUAUGGAGCAUGUUUACAGCAAUCCUGAAGAAGAGUAUACGGAAUCUACAAGUCUGCACAGAAGUGGGGCUUGUUGAACAAGUGCUACAGAGAAUUGAUAAAGCUGACAAUAUGAUUGCAGAUCUCUUAGUUGAUAUGUUGGGAGUGCUGGCUAGCUAUAAUUUGACGGUCCGGGAGCUAAAAUUGUUCUUCAGCAAACUCCAAGGAGAAAAAGGAAAAUGGCCACCACAUGCUGGAAGAUUAUUGUCUGUAUUAAAACACAUGCCUCAUAAAUAUGGUCCUGAUGCCUUCUUCAACUUUCCAGGAAAAAGUGCUGCAGCUAUUGCCUUACCUCCUAUAGCCAAGUGGCCCUACCAGAAUGGAUUUACCUUUCACACUUGGUUAAGAAUGGAUCCUGUAAAUAAUAUCAAUGUGGAUAAGGAUAAGCCUUACUUAUAUUGUUUUCGAACAAACAAAGGACUUGGUUAUUCUGCUCACUUUGUUGGAGGCUGUUUGAUUGUGACAUCAAUAAAGUCAAAGGGAAAAGGAUUCCAGCACUGUGUGAAAUUUGAUUUCAAGCCACAGAAGUGGUAUAUGGUUACUAUAGUGCAUAUCUAUAACCGCUGGAAGAACAGUGAACUUCGGUGCUAUGUGAAUGGGGAACUAGCAUCAUAUGGAGAGAUAACGUGGUUUGUCAAUACCAGUGAUACGUUUGAUAAAUGUUUCCUGGGUUCUUCAGAAACAGCAGAUGCUAAUCGAGUGUUUUGUGGGCAGAUGACAGCUGUUUACCUUUUUAGUGACGCUCUCAAUGCUGCUCAGAUUUUUGCCAUUUAUCAGCUUGGCCUGGGAUACAAGGGAACGUUUAAAUUCAAGACAGAAAGUGAUCUCUUCCUUGCUGAGCAUCACAAACUGUUACUGUAUGAUGGCAAAUUGUCCAGUGCUAUUGCUUUCAUGUACAAUCCAAGGGCUACUGAUGCACAGCUCUGUCUAGAAUCAUCCCCCAAGGAUAACCCUUCUAUCUUUGUUCAUUCACCACAUGCUCUCAUGCUUCAGGAUGUGAAAGCAGUCCUAACACAUUCUAUCCAAAGUGCUAUGCAUUCAGUUGGAGGAGUGCAGGUACUUUUUCCUCUGUUUGCACAGUUAGACCAUAGGCAAUAUUCUUUGGACCAAGUUGACACAACUGUUUGUUCUACUUUGCUGGCUUUCAUCAUGGAGUUGCUGAAGAACUCCAUUGCUAUGCAAGAACAGAUGCUUUCCUGUAAGGGCUUCCUUGUGAUAGGACACAGUCUUGAAAAGUCUUCCAAAGUCCAUGUUACCAGAGUUGUGCUAGAACUAUGCCUUGCCUUUGCUAAAUACCUGAGUAAUUUGCACAAUGGGAUUCCCUUGCUUAAACAGCUGUGUGAUCACAUUCUCCUUAACCCGGCAAUCUGGAUUCAUACACCAGCGAAGGUUCAGCUGAUCCUGUACACUUACCUGUCUACUGAGUUUAUUGGCACUGUUAACAUAUACAAUGCAGUUCGGCGUGUUGGGACAGUUCUUCUGGUAAUGCACUCCUUAAAAUAUUACUACUGGGCUGUGAACCCUCAAGAUCGCAGUGGUAUUACUCCAAAAGGUGUAGAUGGACCACGCCCUAAUCAGAAGGAGAUUUUAUCUCUGCGAGCAUUCUUACUGAUGUUCAUUAAACAACUAGUGAUGAAGGAUUAUGGAGUGAAAGAAGAUGAACUGCAGGCUAUCCUCAAUUAUCUGCUCACAAUUCAUGAGGAUGACAAUCUAAUGGAUGUCUUGCAGUUGCUUGUUGCUCUGACAUCAGAGCAUCCCAGUUCUAUGAUUCCUGCUUUUGAUCAGAGGAAUGGAUUAUGGGUUGUCUACAAACUUCUAGCAUCAAAAAGUGAAGGGAUCAGGGUACAAGCUCUAAAAGUGAUGGGCUACUUCUUAAAACAUCUAGCACCUAAGAGAAAAGCUGAAGUCAUGCUUGGACAUGGAUUAUUCUCUUUGCUGGCUGAAAGGCUGAUGCUUCAUACAGGCUUAAUCACCAUGACCACGUACAAUGUCCUGUUUGAGAUUCUUAUUGAACAAAUUUGCACUCAGGUGAUACAUAAACAGCAUCCUGACCCAGAUUCAACAGUGAAGAUACAAAAUCCUCAGAUAUUGAAAGUAAUUGCGACCCUACUACGUAACUCUCCCCACUGCCCAGAAGCUCUGGAGGUUCGUCGAGCUUUUCUCUCAGACAUGAUUAAACUUUUUAACAACAGCAGAGAAAAUAGGAGGAGCUUGUUGCAGUGCUCAGUGUGGCAGGAGUGGAUGCUUUCUCUUUGCUAUUUCAACCCCAAGAACUCUGAAGAGCAGAAGAUAACUGAAAUGGUGUAUGCCAUUUUUAGAAUCUUGCUUUAUCAUGCAGUCAAAUAUGAGUGGGGUGGCUGGCGAGUUUGGGUGGAUACACUGUCAAUCACACAUUCAAAGGUAACGUUUGAAAUGCAUAAAGAGAGCCUUUCCCAAAUGUAUCAAGAUUACCAAAGGAAAGGCGGUGAAGGAAGUGGAACAGUUCCUUCCACUCCUGUUAGAACCAUCUCAGGAGUUAACAGAGAAGCUGAAUUCUCAAGGAGGCAACAGUAUGUGGAGGUGAAAGAAGCUGCUGCUUCUGCAUAUGUUGGGGCUGAUAGUGUGGAGCACAGUGCUCAGAAAAAUGAGAUAAAAGCCUCAUCUGAAUGUGAGCUACAAAGUCAUUCACCAUCUAAUGAAGGGAAGAAAUCUGAGGGAGAACAUGCUCAGAGAUCACCUGACUUAAACAGAGCAGCUUGCUUAGAAUUUCCUUCACCGACAAAAGCAGUAAAACCAGGGGAUUCAGAAAUCACUUCUGGAAUUGCCGAAGCAAAUGCAGAUUCUCUGAGUAAAGCUAACGAACUUGUGGAAGAAACAGCAGCUAUUGAUGGGGCUUCUCUAACUGCACAAACUGUUUUAGAAGGGGAGACACCUGAAAGCCCAGAAAUGCUGGAGGAAUUUACACCAGAGGUGGAAGAUGAUUUUGUUGAUUUAAAAGAGGAAAGCAGUCUGCCUUUACCUUCAGAAGAGUUGGUACUAAAACCCAGUGAAGAGACUAGCUCACCUGAAAGUGAAAGCGAAAUAACAAUAGCAACAAGAGAGGAAACUGUUGUUGAGGAGGAACCUGAGUCAAUACUUUUAGAAUCCAAAAGUGCUGAAAUCUUGAAUGAGACAAGAGAAGAAUUGGCUUCCUUAUCAGAAACAGUGACCGCUGAAGUCCAAGUGGAGACAAGUCAACUAAAUUCAGAAGUGAGUGAGAAGUUAGAGGAAUUAAAAACUGAUCGCAGUGAAACCAAAGCAACUGGAGAAGAUGCAAACACACAUACUUCAGAGAGAAAAAUUGCCAAGCUUGAUGUUUCCAGUGUUGCAUCAGACACACAGAGACUGGAACUAAAACCCAGCACAAGCCAGGAAGCAAUUCAGCCUCUUAGACCCCUACCUGAGAUAUCAAGGCAGGAAGAUUCAUCAGGACAAGACUUGGCUGCUGCUUCUGAUGGGCAGAAAAGAGAUUCCAGGUCGACUAUGUUUCGUAUUCCUGAAUUUAACUGGUCCCAGAUGCAUCAACGUUUGCUCACAGAUUUACUCUUUUCAAUAGAAACAGAUAUACAAAUGUGGAGAAGCCAUUCUACAAAGACUGUGAUGGACUUUGUGAACAGCAGUGACAAUGUCAUCUUUGUACACAACACAAUUCACCUCAUCUCUCAAGUUAUGGACAACAUGAUAAUGGCUUGCGGUGGUAUAUUGCCAUUGCUUUCUGCUGCUACAUCUGCUACACAUGAAUUUGAAAAUAUAGAGCCAACUCAAGGACUUUCAAUAGAAGCUUCGGUAACAUUUCUUCAGAGAUUAAUCAGCCUUGUGGAUGUGUUAAUUUUUGCAAGCUCUCUUGGCUUCACUGAAAUUGAGUCUGAGAAAAAUAUGUCAUCUGGAGGAAUUCUGAGACAAUGCCUUCGACUGGUGUGUGCAGUGGCAGUAAGAAAUUGUUUGGAGUGCCAGCAGCAUGCACAAAUGAAACCUAUUGGAGAAACUGUAAGGAGUCAGAAAACAAUGCAGAGCCUGAUAGGAACAGGGAAGUCUGCAGCAAAGAGUCCAGUUGACAUUGUGACUGGCGGAAUUUCUCCAAUACGAGACCUUGACAGACUUCUGCAGGAUAUGGAUAUUAACCGGCUUCGAGCAGUAGUGUUCAGAGAUAUAGAGGAUAGUAAACAGGCUCAGUUCUUGGCCUUGGCUGUAGUAUAUUUUAUCUCAGUCCUUAUGGUGUCAAAAUACAGAGACAUACUGGAGCCCCAGAAUGAACGGAGGCAACCUCAUCUUAGCCAGUCAUUCAAGGGAACAGAGAAUGGAAGUAGUGAGGCAACAUCUACAGAUGUAGAAAAUCCAUCUGCUACUAUUGGUGCUUCAACUCCAGUAUCAACAGAAGAUUCUGAAGGUUCAGCACCUGUACGAAGAAGAGACUCGGGCAUUGGAGAGAAAUCAACUUCUGGUCAAGCAAACAAUUCAGAUGCUGUUGCUGAAGCAGGACCUCAGAGUGCCAGUUCAGGUCCAGAUGCUAUCAGUGAAGUAUUAUGCACACUUUCUUUAGAAGUCAAUAAACCUCAGGAAAACAGGAGUGAGGCAGGAAAUGAGUUGACUGAGAAGACUGCAUCUUCUGUACCUUCUGCAAAAAAUGUCAACGUAAAGGACAUUCUCAGAAGCUUGGUUAGCACUCCAGCAGAUGGUGCCACAGUGGAUCCUACCCUUCUGCCACCAACCUUCCUUGGAACUCUUGGUGAUACUGCUGCUGAGCAGCAUGUGCAAUUCCGUUCCUUUGACAGGAGUGUUGUUGUAGCUCCAAAGAAAUCAACAAUUUCCCCUUCUACAGCUACCAUGAGUGUACCCACAAAUGCUGUCAGCAUGGUUUCUUCAUUAGAUUCAACGCAGGCCCCAGAUCUGACAGGAGAAUCUCCUGGCAGUGGAUCAUCUAAUUCAAAAUUGCCACCAGUGCCUUCAGUUUCCUCUGUGCCAGAGGAUUCUGCUUCAAAUAUGAGCAUUACAGAGAGGCUUGAACAUGCUUUGGAAAAGGCUGCCCCUCUUCUGAGAGAGAUUUUUGUGGAUUUUGCUCCCUUUCUUUCUCGCACUCUUUUGGGUAGCCAUGGGCAGGAGCUGCUGAUAGAAGGUACAAGUCUGGUCUGCAUGAAAUCUAGUAGUUCAGUGGUGGAGUUGGUCAUGUUACUUUGUUCUCAGGAGUGGCAGAACUCAAUACAGAAGAAUGCAGGCCUAGCAUUUAUUGAACUUGUCAACGAAGGAAGAUUGCUGAGCCAAACGAUGAAGGAUCAUUUAGUGAGAGUGGCGAAUGAAGCAGAAUUUAUCCUGAGUAGACAGAGAGCAGAGGAUAUUCACAGACAUGCUGAAUUUGAGUCACUGUGUGCCCAGUAUUCUGCAGAUAAACGAGAGGAUGAAAAGAUGUGUGAUCAUUUGAUAAGAGCAGCCAAGUUCCGAGAUCAUGUGACUGCAUCCCAACUAAUACAGAAAAUUAUCAACAUUCUGACAGACAAGCAUGGAGCCUGGGGAAAUUCUGCAUCAAGUCGUCCUCGUGAGUUCUGGCGCCUUGACUACUGGGAAGAUGACUUGCGGCGCCGGCGACGAUUUGUGCGUAACCCCCUUGGAUCGACACAUCCUGAAGCGACACUAAAAGCAGCUGUAGAACAUGGUCAGUGUAAAAACUGCUUCUUGCCAGUAGUAGCAGCUCCAGACCAAGACGUGCUUCUUAAAGGAAAGCAGUCCAUCAAGAGUCAGGUUUUAGGAAAUCAGAACUCGGAGAGUGAGAUUCUCUUGGAAGGCGACGAUGAUACCUUGUCAUCCAUUGAGGAGAAAGAUUUGGAGAACUUAAUUGGUCCAGUUAGCCUGUGCACACCAGCACAGCUUGUGGCCCCCUCUGUAGUAGUGAAGGGCACUCUUUCCAUCACCUCUUCUGAACUCUGCUUUGAGGUAGAUGAAGAAGAUCCCAGUUUUAAGAAAAUCGACCCCAAGAUUCUGGCUUAUACAGAGGGACUCCAUGGAAAAUGGCUGUUCACAGAGAUUCAGUCAAUUUUUUCCCGACGUUAUCUCCUGCAAAAUACAGCAUUAGAGAUCUUCAUGGCAAACAGAGUUGCUAUCAUGUUCAACUUCCCAGACCCAGCAACAGUAAAAAAAGUGGUUAACUGUCUACCACGUGUUGGCAUUGGCACUAGCUUUGGGCUACCACAGACCAGACGCAUUUCUUUGGCCAGUCCACGUCAGAUUUUCAAAGCUUCCAAUAUGACCCAGCGGUGGCAGCACAGAGAAAUUUCAAACUUUGAAUAUCUGAUGUUUCUAAACACCAUAGCAGGACGUACUUACAAUGACUUAAAUCAGUAUCCUGUAUUCCCCUGGGUUAUCACUAACUAUGAAUCAGAAGAGUUGGACCUUACACUUCCUAGCAACUUCAGGGAUUUGUCAAAGCCUAUUGGUGCUCUAAACCCAAAGAGAGCAGCAUUCUUCACAGAGCGAUAUGAAUCAUGGGAAGAUGAUCAGGUUCCAAAGUUUCACUAUGGCACUCAUUACUCAACUGCAAGUUUUGCGCUCACUUGGUUGUUGAGAAUUGAGCCCUUUACAACAUUUUUCCUACAUGUACAAGGCGGGAAGUUUGACCAUGCAGAUAGAACUUUUUCGUCAGUUUCAAGAGCAUGGCGCAACAGCCAGCGUGACACUUCUGAUAUAAAGGAGCUGAUUCCUGAAUUUUAUUAUCUCCCAGAGAUGUUUGUCAACCUCAACAAUUACAAUCUAGGUGUGAUGGAUGAUGGAACAGUAGUAUCUGAUGUUGAACUUCCACCAUGGGCCAAAACCCCAGAAGAAUUUGUUCGCAUAAACAGGCUGGCCUUGGAGAGUGAGUUUGUUUCGUGCCAGCUUCACCAAUGGAUUGAUCUAAUUUUUGGCUACAAACAGCAAGGGCCAGAGGCUGUCCGAUCCCUGAAUGUAUUCUACUACUUAACCUAUGAAGGAGCAGUCAAUCUGAGUUCAAUAACUGAUCCUGUAUUGAGAGAGGCUGUUGAAGCUCAAAUACGAAGUUUUGGACAGACCCCUUCCCAACUACUCAUAGAGCCACAUCCUCCAAGAAGUUCUGCCAUGCAGGUGUAUCUCCUCCUGCAGAGUCCAUUGAUGUUCACAGACCAAGCUCAACAGGAUGUUAUCAUGGUCCUAAAGUUCCCAUCCAACUCUCCUGUCACUCAUGUAGCAGCCAACACCCAGUCUGGUCUGGCAACUCCUGCUGUGAUCACAGUCACUGCUAACAGGCUAUUUGCUGUGAACAAGUGGCAUAACCUUCCUGCUCAUCAAAGUGCUGUACAGGACCAGCCAUACCAGCUGCCAGUGGAAAUCGAUCCUCUCAUAGCCAGCAAUACAAGUAUGCACAGGAGACAAAUCACUGACCUGUUAGACCAAAGCAUUCAGGUCCAUUCCCAGUGUUUUGUCAUCACCUCUGACAAUCGUUAUAUCCUGGUUUGUGGCUUUUGGGACAAGAGUUUCCGAGUCUAUUCUACUGAUACAGGUAAACUAAUACAAGUAGUGUUUGGGCACUGGGAUGUUGUCACCUGUCUUGCCCGCUCUGAAUCCUAUAUUGGAGGAAAUUGUUACAUUCUCUCAGGAUCACGUGAUGCAACACUGUUGCUCUGGUACUGGAAUGGCAAAACCAAUAGCAUUGGUGAUAACUCAAGUGGUGAUUUUGCCACUCCCCGUGCCGUCUUGACAGGACAUGACUAUGAGAUUGUUUGUGCUACGGUUUGUGCUGAACUUGGUCUGGUAAUAAGUGGUGCUAAAGAAGGGCCAUGUCUCAUACAUUCUAUGAAUGGAGACCUACUGAGGACAUUAGAAGGUCCUGAAAACUGCUUGAGACCAAAACUUAUCCAGGCUUCAAGAGAGGGCCACUGUAUCAUAUACUAUGAAAAUGGCCUUUUCUGUGUAUUCAGCGUGAAUGGGAAACUUCAGGCCACUAUGGAAACAGAUGACAAAAUAAGGGCAAUCCAGAUGAGCCGUGAUGGACAGUAUCUGCUUACAGGCGGAGACAACGGGGUCAUCGUGGUAUGGCAAGUGUGUGACCUCAAGCAGCUUUUUGCUUACCCAGGCUGUGAUGCUGGAAUCCGUUCCAUGGCCCUGUCAUAUGACCAAAGGUGUAUAAUGACUGGCAUGGCUUCUGGGAGCAUAGUGCUUUUCUACAAUGAUUUCAACCGAUGGCAUCAUGAAUAUCAAACCAGAUACUGAUGUUGCAACAGACCAGAACUAGCACUGGCAAGGACAGCUGCUGUCAGAAUGAAACUGAAUAUAGCAAACCUCUCUUCAGUAUCCUGCCACAGCAUUGUUCUGUAUAAAUAGCUAUAUUACACCUGAAUGUAACUGAAAUUUGCUCAAAGACGCAAACUAUUUUUUAAAGUUAAUUGCUAUUUUUGUAGACUUUGCAUGAUUUUUUGGGGGCAAAGGGCAAAGAAGCAGAAAAAUGGCUGCUGGGUUCUGUAGUUAAAAAUCUAUAUUUUUAGUCAUAAUGAGAAGUCUAUUUUGAUUCAUGUAUGGAAAGAAACUUAAAAUAAAGAUGGUUAAAACUCUUAUUCUAGCUAUAUCAUGAAGAAAUACAUUUCCCAUCUAAAGCUUUAUCUAUAACCUUGAGGAAUAUAUGAUUUUAACAAAUUGAAAGUGGAUUAUAAUACUGGGGAUUUUAAUUUGUGCUACACUUUGUCUUGAUGUACUUUUCGAAAUGAUUAUACUUCUUCAGCACUGAAGUUUCUGGGAAUCAAUAAUAAUAUUUAAAUUAUGAUAAAUGUAAUUUUAAACAUGACAAGGAAUUGUUUCCAUCAAUAUUACUGUUCAAGCAUGUUUCUAGACCUAGACAAUUUAGUUCUUUUUUAGUUGUAUGUUUUUGUUGUGCAGUUAAGAGGGAGAAAUCAGCAACAGAGUCUAUGGUACAUCAAAUGUGAAUCCUACUAGUUUUUACCUGGUAUUUCCUUCAGAGCACACCAAAAUGUGCGUUGUUCCUCAAAAUCAAAACUUUCACUUGGACAUGUCCUCAAACUAGCAACCUACACAAUAUUUCUUUUUAAUUAGACGCAAGUCCCAAAGCACACUUCUGCUGCUUGACUAUGAAAGCACUAAGAGGCAGGCAUUCAAAUGUUUAUAGCUUUGACAUCUUUGCAGAAGCUCUAGACUUGCAAACUUCUUUCCCUUUUUUUUAGUUUUUUUCUUCAGAGGACGGACCACCAUAAUUAUGUAGCAGAUACCAUAUCUUGUGCUGUGUAUGGCAACAAAACCGUUCAGUUUCUGCUACCAAAUCCAAUCCAAUCUUGUCCAAUCAUGUUAAUAAAUUAUCUCCUCCCUUAGGAAAUGAAAAAUAAUUUAUACUAAGGAACAAUAAGUUAUUUUGGUGUUGCAUAAUUCUACUUUUCUACAAGAUUGCUGUGCAGAAUUCUGUGAAAAUAUUUGUGAAAAGAACUGUAUUGUUUUGUAAGUCUGUAUUGCAUAAAUAACUUUUCAUGUGUUGUGAUCUAUAUGAGUUAAAACUUGCAUUCCAUAUCUGUAUCAAUUUCUCUAGCUGCCCACUGGAGCAGUUCCCAUUUUUCUCUUUAAGCAAAGAUUUGGAAGGAGAAAAUGCCAGUUUGAGUGAAGAAAUUAAAUAAAAUGGCAUUUGUAACUGAGACCUUCAA